Messenger RNA from Anopheles coustani, 848 nucleotides. Its product is annotated as protein C19orf12 homolog. Bases 253 to 675 code for a protein of 140 amino acids. The record is from RefSeq and is a predicted model, not a curated record. NCBI's taxonomy places the organism in Eukaryota, Metazoa, Arthropoda, Insecta, Diptera, Culicidae. The transcript has 2 exons.
GCAAGCAACUACGGUGGACGUGCGGAAUUAAGUUGUUAAACGAAAACAAUCGAAAACAAUCCUAGUCGCGGAUCUGGUGCUAAGAUUUUCACUAGUUUUACAAAUAUUCUCAAACGGCUCAAGGCUGGGUCGAUAAAACGCAUCACCAAUGUGCGCUUGCUGAAACACGUUAACCUUCACCCUAGAACCGUUACAGAUAGCAGACCACUUCUCCGCAGGUGCUUUACACGUCGGUUACAAAUACAAGAAACUAUGCCAAUCGACACGCGGAAACUGUUCGUUGCCGUGGGCGAGCUGAUGGAUAAGGAGGGAGUGCGCGUAGCGAUCAAGAGCAGCGCCAAGGGGGCCGCCAUCGCCGGAUCGUCCUCGUUCAUCGGGGGGCUGGUGGCCGGCCCGAUCGGGCUCUUCGCUGGCGGUGCAGUCGGUGGCCUGCUGGCUUACGCCAUGACCAACGACCAGUUCAAACCGCUGAGCCAUGUCAUACAGCACGAUCUGAGCGUCCGCGAGCAGGAGCGACUCAAGAAGCUUAUCGUCGAGGCCCUGUCGGAGUUCGACGCCACCGACCUGAUGGUGAUACUGCCGCUGCUGACCGGCAACGUGUCCGCACAGAAAGCCGUCCUUCAGACCGUCGUUUCGUUUGUAACCAACGAUAUGCGAUUGCAGAUUAUUGACUGAAAGUUAAACGCUAUCUGGUGGAAUGAAAUGGUCUCGUUGUGUAAGAUAGACUAUAUAAAUCGGGUCUUUUUUUAUCUGGGAACGCUGCUCUAUGCAAGGUUGUCUUGUAAAUAAUUCUAGGAAAUUGUUCGAAUACAAAAUUUCUUCCAUUGAGGGUGAUUUCAAAUCUCUUA